Messenger RNA from Recurvomyces mirabilis, 1263 nucleotides. RefSeq lists its product as uncharacterized. Bases 1 to 1263 code for a protein of 420 amino acids. Gene Ontology annotation, biological process: carbohydrate metabolic process. The transcript has 2 exons. Lineage: Eukaryota; Fungi; Ascomycota; Dothideomycetes; Mycosphaerellales; Teratosphaeriaceae. The record is from RefSeq and is a predicted model, not a curated record.
AUGCUUGCAGGUUGGAGUAGUCACUACGACGGAUUGUGGACUGAAAAGUAUAUGAGUCGGCUCCCAUCUUCCACUCUUCUCACCUCGAGCACGUACAAGAUCUUCUUGAACAAGACUGAGCCUCAUCAUAUCCUCUCCCUCGAGCCAGUGGUCUUUCUAUCCUCACAGUUCAGCACAAUCAUGCUUCCCUUAUCCACAGCCCUGGUGGCUCUGCUCGCACUGUCAACCAGAACUACCGCAGCCCCGCUAGCAACUCGACAAACGUCCCGACAAGUUUAUAUCAACAAUGCUAUGAAUGCAAAAGAUGUACUUAUGAACGACUGGUAUAAUGCAUCCACGGGCCGCUUCCAAAAUCUGUGGUGGAACAGCGCCAAUGCGAUCACAACUUUGGCCGACCUUGUCUCUGUCAACCCAGACUUCAAGAACGACGCAGUCACUACCUUCGAGUCGACCUACACGAACGCACCUGGAUCUAAUGGUGGUGACUGGCUGAACGACUACUACGAUGAUGAGGGCUGGUGGGCGCUCGCUUGGAUCAAGGUCUACGACAUCACGAACGAUGGCAAAUAUCUUUCGACCGCGCAAUCAAUCUUCGAGGAUUUGUUGACUGGCUUCACUGCUUCCUGUGGUGGCGAGUGGUGGGACAAACCGCACACUCAAGACAACUCAAUCAACAACGAGCUCUUCUUGUCCAUAGCUGCACACUUGGCCAAUCGUGUACCCAGCCAGAAGUCUUACUAUCAAGACCAUGCCGUCGACCAGGCUAACUGGUUCCUCGGGACGAAGCUUCUAAGCGAGAACAACACUUUCCACGAUGGCUUCAGUGUCACAAACAACUGCGAGGUUGAAGGCACAGUCUGGACUUACAACCAAGGUGUCAUCCUCGGUGGCCUCGUGGAACUCUCUCAAGCGACCGGAAACUCCUCUUGGCUCGAUCCAGCAACGAAAGUCGCUCAGGGUGCCGUCAAGACCCUUGUAGACGGCAACGGCAUCAUGACCGAGACCGGUUCUUAUCCUACAAAUGACAAUGACGCGGACCAAUUCAAAGGUGUUCUCGCGAGAAACCUCGCGACCUUGCAGGCUGCUCGAGGCGACAGCUCGUAUGUCGACAUCUUGACCAAGAGUGCAGACUCGAUCUGGCAGAACGACAGGAACAGUGAUGGGCAGCUCGGACCAGAUUACCAAGGUCCGGUAUAUGCUACUUCUGCGCCAGCUCAGAGCUCCGCCAUGGACUGUAUCAUUGCGGCGGCUAUGGUAUCAUAG